Molecule: messenger RNA, 2005 nt
Organism: Microplitis demolitor
Lineage: Eukaryota; Metazoa; Arthropoda; Insecta; Hymenoptera; Braconidae
Product: putative surface-exposed virulence protein BigA
Exons: 2
Coding region: 617-1345 (242 amino acids)
Source: RefSeq, a predicted model, not a curated record
AAUAUUUUGUAAAUUUAUUUUAUAAAUAAUAAGUAUUUCUAAAAAUAUGAUUACAAUAUUUAUGAAAAUAAUAUAAAAAAAAAUAAUAAAUUGAUAUAUUUUUUUAUUAUGUAUUUUAUUGUAACGUUUUUGACUAGAAUUUUCUACCGGCAAGUAGAUCGCUCUCGCAAAUAAACAUGUAGAAUUCCGAUGUUUAUAAUUGUUUAUUAUUUUAUUUAAAAUUUUUGAAUCUAAAAAGUUGUAAUCGUCAUAUUUAAUUAAUAUAAGUCAAUUAUCACAACAUACUGUUCGUUAUUGUUCAUAAUUGUAUUUAUUUUAUUAAAUAUAUAACAUAUAUAGGUUUUGUUUACACAAAUAUUUAUAUUUUAUCCCAGUAGAUGGAAGUACUGUCGCGCGGCAUCAACGCGCAUGCGUCAUUAUUUCAAAUUAAAAAUUAUUUUACAAAUAAAUAAAGUGUAGGAAAUUUUUUAUUUUUUAUUGAAAUUUAAAAUUAAAUAAUUAAUUAAUAAAUAUAAGUUUUAAUUAAAAUAAUUUAUCAGUCAUUAAAAAAUGUCCAGUCUGAAUAUAGUCAAAUUCAAGAAAAUCAGAUAGUGGAUUGCUGAGUUCCAAGUCGAGGAUGUCAUCAUUUUUUUUCAAAGAACCGAAUAAAAAAAACUUGGAUGAUCAUCAGUUAUUAAGUUCCAAGUCAAGGAUGUCAUCAUUUGUUUUUGAAGAACCUAAUAAAAAAAAACUGGAUGAUCAAUCAUUGAGUUCCAAGUCAAGGAUGUCAGCAUUCUCUGGUUCAUGGCCAGAACAUUUAAAUAAUACAACAUCUGGGUCUUCAUUAAAAGGAAAAUCACCUAGAAAUUUAAAUGGUAAUUCAAAGACUAUUAAAUUGACAAAUAAUAAUAGAAUACCAGACACUGAUGAUAACUCACCUGGAACUGCUGAAUCUGAUGAUAAUAAUCCAGUAGACUUGGAUGUCACUCCACCAGUUGGUGAUUUAUUUGAUGAAGCAGAAGACUCAGAUCUGGAUGUUACUCCACCAGUUGGUGAUCUAUCUGAUGAUGACAUCACUCCACCAGUCAGUCCAUCAGAUGACUCCAAAACAUCUGAUGAUUCAUCAGAUUCAAUUGAUCUGGAAGACAUCACUCCGCCAGUCAGUCCAUCAGAUAAUUUUGGUGAAGAAGAAGAAGAAGAUAAUCCAGCUUUUGACACAUGGAAAAUAACGAAUUCUGAGGGAAUCGUCCUCAGAACGGGUGAUGACAAUGGGAAUCGAGAUGACCCACAGCCGCCUUCAGGAUCUUCACGAGUUUUUCAUAUAUUGCCUGGAGAUGAUCAAGUAAAUCUCACGUUAUCUUUGUGAUGUUAAUUAAUUUAAUUCAUGAUAAAUUUGAUAUAUUUAAUUAUUUAAUAGAACUUCAAUUGUAAAUAGACAAGUAAUUUAUAAUCUUUAACUAAGAUUUCAAUCAGUAAUUAAUUAUUUUCAUUUUUUUAAUUUAUAUAUCAAAUUACACGAAAUUGAUAUUCAGUUAAAUUCAAAUAUUUUUAAUAAUUUUCUUUAUGAAUUAAAAAAAAAUAGAAGUCUCUAUUUUAAAUAAUAUGCAGGGUAAACUAUCAUGUCCUUCAAAAGCUAGCUCUCUAAUAAUUGUUGUUUAUAUAUUUACCAGCCACAGAAACAUUUAAAAUUUUUUUAUUGAUUCUACGAUAAUUAAAUUUAAUUUUUAUGCUUAUAAUUAUUUAUAAAAUUUCAUAUUAGAAAAUUAAGAAAAUCAAACAAGUAAAAUUGCGACAUCAGUCAGCUCUUGUACAAUUUUCAAUUAUGAUAAUAAUGCAGCAGAUUUUAAAUAACUGAUUAAACAAUAAAUUUAUCUGGUGAAAAAAAAAAAAAAAAAAAAAAAAAACAAAUAAUUCUCUUAUCAAUUUUAUAUAAAGGCACUGGGCUGCUGGCAAUCAGAUACUUUAUUCUAUUAGCGAGUAAAUAAAAAACAAAAAUAAUUUAUAAAUGUAAACUUUAAUAUUUAUA